Molecule: messenger RNA, 1564 nt
Organism: Ruditapes philippinarum (Manila clam)
Lineage: Eukaryota; Metazoa; Mollusca; Bivalvia; Venerida; Veneridae
Product: von Willebrand factor A domain-containing protein 7-like
Exons: 11
Coding region: 60-1502 (480 amino acids)
Source: RefSeq, a predicted model, not a curated record
UAUAGCUUAUCUUUGGAUCCGUCUUUAUUCAGCUAUACAUGUAAACAAAGUACACCAAUAUGAGGAUAAUUCAGUUCAUUGUUUUUAGCAUUUAUUUUACAAAUUCCGUUGGGUUUUUACCAAAUCCAUUUUCAGCAAUCAACAUUAAUGACUACACGCACACGGACAUCACAGAAAUAGGGAUAUUAAAGGCUGUUGCUAAAUUUUUCGAGGAUCACCCUGUACAGCAAUGUCAGCCAUGUACUCCAGGAACGCUGACCGGUAUAGCAGAUAUCACUGCGCGCAGAUUGUAUGAUAAAUAUUAUGGAGGUCAAGUAUCGGAGAAGAGAUUUCAAGAGGCGAUUGAUGACAUAGUGAAACAGAAUAACAAAGUGGAUCAAGAUCAUUAUACGGAGGCUUUGUGGCAUUUUAACGGCGAGAAAAUUACAGAAGCGAACGCCAAGAUGCAGACGUUACGUGAUACCGUCAUACAAAUUCUCAACAGUACGGCACCAAAUUAUGACGCCGCCCGUGAAGUGAUUGGACAAUAUCUCCACUUACUACAAAUGUUCUACAGUAACACAAACUGGGUAGAACUAAGUGGAUCAAUUAUCUACCGACCAUUGGGUAUUACUGGUCAGCCUAUUAUGGCAUCUGCUCCGCCUUCCAUUGACACGUGCAGGAGUUGCGGACCAUCGGUGCAUACGGAUUGCGCAUCGAACCUAAUAGUGUCCAGAAAUUUCCUGACCAGUGGUUACAAGAGUGGACAAGACGUUGUGAAACCUCACAAGGAUCCCAGCACAUCCAGCACGGGCAAAUGCAGUCACGGCGGACCACGUGACUCAUCCUCUACCACAUCCGCAGCUCUAGGGGGUAUCAACAAAGACUCUAUGGACCCGGGCUAUUCCCCACACCAUCAGCUGCACGAGAAAGCUGCCGAGGCCGCUAUUGAGCAUACACGAUUCUUCUUUGAUGACAAAACAUAUGGUUUGAGGUAUGUGGUUGGUGAAGAACAGUUCCAAGAUUUACUUCAGAUCAGGGCUGGUAACUCUCUUGUGUUUGUCAUUGACACAACCGGGUCAAUGGGUAAAGAUAUCGCUGCCGUCCAGACGAAGACAGCCGAGAUUGUCCGCGAAACCCAGGGAACAGCCAAUGCUCCUUACAACUACAUUUUGGUCACAUUUAAUGACCCAGGUAACUUGACCACAGUCCAGAAGACAAAAGAUCCAGCAGACAUUCAGAGUUGGUUAGGUGCUAUAAAAGUUCAUGGUGGAGAUGACUGCCCAGAAUUCUCGCUCACUGGCAUACAAGCAGCCGCAACUGUUGCUAAUGCCAACUCACAGGUGUUUGUGUUUACGGAUGCUACUCCAAAAGAUCCGCAGAAAAUUAAUUACAUCACCAGUUUGAUUACAGAAAAGAAAUUGCGCGUGCAGUUCCUCGUCACGGGCACCUGCACGAGUCGCAGACGAAACAUUCAUAAUGUUCAUGGUUCACAAGACAACUUCCACAGGAUAAAUGUGUAAAGACGAUAUCAUAUACGUAUGAAACAUACCUGUAUAUCAAAAUAAAUAAAAUUAGAAGAAAU